Physcomitrium patens is the source of this 3145-nucleotide messenger RNA. RefSeq names its product DEAD-box ATP-dependent RNA helicase 14. NCBI's taxonomy places the organism in Eukaryota, Viridiplantae, Streptophyta, Bryopsida, Funariales, Funariaceae. The record is from RefSeq and is a predicted model, not a curated record. Gene Ontology annotation, molecular function: nucleic acid binding; ATP binding; protein binding.
UUUAGGGUUUGAAGGACAAGUUGAUCCGGGUCCUCUUGUUCGGUGCCCGUGGUGCUCAACAUUUUCUGUGUUCUGGCUCGCUCGCCUCGGAGCUUUGCCGUCCACCAUCACAUCCUCACGCGCCGUCUCUUCCUUCCUUCCCUCCUACUUCCCCUGCCCCAGGGUCUUGAGGAAGAGGAUAGCGUUCACUGAGGACGUGGUGGGGCUCACCUUGGUUUCAGUUUGACUGGAGUUGGAGAGUAGCCUUGAAACUUUUGCUAAUUGUUUCAGUGCUCUACGACAAUGGUUGGCGCUGCUGUUGCGGCGGCUCCUCGAUUCGCUCCUGAAGAUCCAACACUGCCUGCCCCAUGGAGAGCUUUGGUAGAUGGAAACACGGGGUACAUCUAUUACUGGAACCCGGAGACGAAUAUCACGCAGUACGACAAGCCGUUGCCCCUAGCUGCAUCUGGGCCUCCUCUUCCGUCUGGACCUCCCCCUUCAUCGGUAAUAUCUGGACCGAAGUUGGCCGCAAUUCCCAACGGGUCUGAGCAACUCAAUGGUGGUUCAGGGAAUGGUCAAAUGGCCGGCUUGAACGGCUACCAUUCCUCUUCAGUCGGUGCCAUGCCAAAUCAGCCUAAACUUGCCGCUAUUCCUAUUCCGCGGGGUUCUCAGGCCUCGAUUAAUUCAAAUUUAUCUCUUCCAGCCGGUGGCACUGUGACUGGAUCUGCUGGUCCUGUAGGUAUGGGUUUGUCUGGAGGGCAAAAACAUGGUGCAGGUGUUUAUGACAAUACUGAUCGUGAUGGUUACUACAAGCGCCCAAGAGUGGAAGCUUACACAAAUGCUUUGACUUCUGAUAUUGACUCCUACAGGAAACUACACGAAGUGACCGCACUGGGAGACAAUGUCCCUGCACCUUUUAUGUCAUUUGAAGCUGUCGGAUUUCCACCAGAUAUGCUCAGAGAGCUUCAAAUUGCUGGAUUCAAAUCUCCCACCCCAAUUCAAGCUCAAUCUUGGCCCAUAGCAAUGCAAAAUCGGGAUAUAGUGGCGAUUGCGAAGACGGGUUCCGGGAAGACUUUGGGUUAUUUGAUUCCUGCUUUUCUUCAUCUUGAACGUCAUCGCAACAAUUCAAGACUAGGACCUACUGUGCUCGUGCUAGCUCCUACUCGUGAAUUAGCUACUCAGAUACAGGAUGAAUGCGUUAAGUUCGGAAGGUCCUCAAGGAUCACAAGCACGUGUGUUUAUGGAGGUGCCCCCAAGGUUCCUCAGUUGCGAGACAUUGAGCGAGGAGCCGACAUAGUCAUAGCAACUCCUGGGCGGUUAAACGACUUUUUGGAAGUAAAAAGAGUUAGUCUCAGACAGGUGUCAUAUCUGGUACUUGACGAAGCAGAUCGUAUGCUUGAUAUGGGGUUUGAGCCUCAAAUACGCAAAAUUGUGAAUGAGAUACCGUCACGAAGGCAGACUCUCAUGUACACUGCGACUUGGCCCAAAGAAGUCAGAAAGAUAGCUGGAGACCUUCUCAUCAAUCCUGUUCAGGUUAAUAUUGGUAACACCGAUGAGCUUGCUGCCAACAAAUCCAUCACUCAGAAUGUGGAGGUAGUUGUGCCCUACGAGAAACAGAGGCGACUAGAGCAGAUUCUACGAUCACAAGAGCCUGGUUCCAAGAUUAUCAUAUUUUGUUCCACCAAGCGCAUGUGUGAUACGCUCUCUCGAAACUUGGGUCGUGACUUCGGCGCAGCGGCUAUUCACGGGGAUAAGUCUCAGAGUGAAAGAGACUUCGUCCUGUCUCAAUUUAGAACCGGAAGAACACCCAUCCUUGUUGCAACUGACGUCGCUGCCAGAGGUCUUGACAUCAAAGAUAUCAGAGUUGUCGUAAAUUAUGAUUUUCCAACGGGAGUCGAAGACUAUGUUCAUCGAAUUGGGCGUACAGGCCGAGCUGGUGCCACUGGUCUUGCAUACACGUUCUUCUCUGAACAGGAUGGGAAAUACGCCAAGGAGCUCAUCAAAGUUCUUGAAGGAGCUAACCAGAAAGUGCCUCCAGAGUUGAAGGACAUCGCCAGUAGAGGUGGAGGGAUGUUCAAAGGUCGAAUGGGGAAUCGUUGGGGUGGUGAUUCCGGUGGCAGAGGCGGAAGAGAUGGUGGACGAAGCAGCUAUAGAGGAGGCCGUGGGGAUUUUGGUGGGAGAGGCAGUUCUUAUGGAGGUGGGCGUGACGGUGGUGGCCGGGAUGGGGGUCGCUUUGACAGUCGGGAUCGUUAUGGUGAUCGGCUGGGAGAUCGCAGUCAUGACCGGUACGGGCCACCCGAUGGGGGUAGGUAUGGAGACAAGGACAGAAGCAGAAACCGAAGCCGCAGUUAUAGCAGGAGUCCCAGCCGGUCGAGGGCAUACAGUCGCAGCAGGAGCCGCAGCUACGACCGGUACAGUGAUGACAGGGGUAGAGAGCGUAGUAGAUCCCCACCCAGUCGGAGGUCAUACUCUCCUAGCGGAGGACGGGGCGGAAGACGUUGAAAAUAACUCCAAUUCGUAUGAAUUGUCGAGAUGUUGUGGAGAGAAUUUCCUGAAGACUGUAUUCUGAAGACUGUUCCUGUGACUUAGGGAUGAAACAUUUCUUAUUCAAGAUAUUCCCUUGCCCACCUCAAAUGAUGAGAGAAAUCUACGUAGUUUGCGUAAACCAUGCUGCUCUUUUAUUGCGGUCGCAGGAUUCGGAUUUUACAGUUAGUGAUUUCUUACUUCCCCUCAUUUGUUAGAAGCUACGGUUAGAUCUGAGGGCUGCUUUCAACUUCCGUUUUCAAGGCUUAAAGUUCUGUUGAUAUGACAGCAGUCUGUCAACACCAUCCCGUAGUCUACAACCUCCUGCAAGCCAUUCACUUCUGGACCUCACGCCUAAAUGCUAGGUAUGACUCUGGAAUGCUGAGAUAUCGCUGCUUUGCUAAGGACAAAAAUAUCAAUCAGGUCCCUAGAGUUUCUCAUCUAUAUCCAACUCGACAGAUAAAUCUGUCUUGAAAGCUGCCAGUGGAAUUCAUUUCUGGUCUUAGAACUCAGACGCCUGGAGGACGAAGUUUACGUCUAGCUGGGUGUAUCAAUUUUGGACUGCAUGAAAGCUUGCAGAGAUGUAUUUCUGACAUUCAUAUAGAUUUGAAAUGCAGUAGCUCUUAUUCACUGCCUCAAUCUA